CAUCUUUGGAAGCCGAGCUUUGUUGACAAGUGAACAUUAUGAUUGUACACUUGAUUUGACCCCAGGAAUGAGUAUCAGCAACACCAUCAGGCCUUCUGCGGCGACUGUCAAAGCGGCGAAGAUUGCCGCUGCGUCGCCUCAUGGUCUUGUCAAUCUCGUCAGAUUGGUCCAGGCUCUCGAUCAGACAUCUCAAUAUUUGGAAGAUGAGGACGAGGAACAGGAACAGGACUCGAGUCGAAUACGCAAAGAUGUAGACACAGCUCGAUACGCUCGACUCAUUCUGGAGAAUCUCAAGAACGCUAACGAGGGACCUUCGACGUCUUUGACGCUUGAGAAGCUCGACCGGACAAUGUCAGACGUAGAGAAGAGGUAUUCCUCUCUGGAGACCGAGUCAUUGAGCAAGGAGAUCAUCGACAAGCCUCGUGAACCCCUCGCAUCAAGGGCAAAGUCUUCCGCCUCUUUUGAGCUUUUGGCGGAAACAUCACCCACGGAAGAAAAGUCCGAGCCUCGUCCAACAUUGUCACCAAAACUUAGCACCACACUACGGUCGAGGAAACGAGGCAUAGACACAGCUGCAUAUCUUCGCAAGCGGGCCGAGGAAGAUGCAGCGGGAGCAGAAGUUGGAUUGUUACCACUGCGCGUCGUACCUCAGAAUGUGGAAAAGUCUUCCAGGGAUCAGUUACUAGGCGGAGGAAUGAGGUCGGGUAUGGGCUCAAGACAACUGCACGAGGAGUUGGGAGGUCAACUGGCAGAUAUGUCAAAUCGCUUAAAGUUAAAUGCCAUUCAUUUUGCGUCAAGCCUCAACGAUGAGAAGGAUCUCCUGGAAUCAUCUCAAACGACCUUGGAGAACAAUCUCGUGGCCACACGUUCCUCGAAACAGGAUCUCGCCAAAGUCUCUAAAAAGGGCAGAGGCACUACCUGCAUGACUCUCGGCAUCGUCAUACUUGUCUUAAUCAUCUUUGUCUGGACGUACAUGCUUAUACGAUUCACGUGAACACGCAUACAUGGUACCGUGACUCGAACGUUUUCAAUGCAUUCUGUAU
This is a messenger RNA of Kockovaella imperatae, 1043 nucleotides long. RefSeq lists its product as hypothetical. Gene Ontology annotation, biological process: retrograde vesicle-mediated transport, Golgi to endoplasmic reticulum. The transcript has 5 exons. Lineage: Eukaryota; Fungi; Basidiomycota; Tremellomycetes; Tremellales; Cuniculitremaceae. The record is from RefSeq and is a predicted model, not a curated record. Gene Ontology annotation, cellular component: SNARE complex; endoplasmic reticulum. Gene Ontology annotation, molecular function: SNAP receptor activity. The coding region runs from base 68 to 994 and encodes 308 amino acids.